This is a messenger RNA of Penaeus chinensis, 1386 nucleotides long. Its product is annotated as short-chain dehydrogenase/reductase family 42E member 1-like. The record is from RefSeq and is a predicted model, not a curated record. Gene Ontology annotation, biological process: steroid biosynthetic process. NCBI's taxonomy places the organism in Eukaryota, Metazoa, Arthropoda, Malacostraca, Decapoda, Penaeidae. The coding region runs from base 143 to 1240 and encodes 365 amino acids. The transcript is spliced from 8 exons. Gene Ontology annotation, molecular function: 3-beta-hydroxy-Delta5-steroid dehydrogenase (NAD+) activity.
AAGGAACGAAUCAGAUUAUCGUUGUCUGCAAAGCAUCGCUCAGACACUCGUAUUUUUCCGUGUCUCAGGCGGGAAGGAAACACUCCGGGAAGAUUCAACGAAAUCCAGCAGGUCAAGGAAGCCGAGGCGUCGGGGGAGAGCGAUGAAGGUGGUGGUGACGGGCGGCGGGGGGUACGUGGGCUACCACGUGGGCUGGGCCAUCGCUCGCGGGGGCCACGAGGUCGUCCUGCUCGACGUGGCUGCCCCCGACCCCGAGUGGGCGACGACGGCUCCAGAGGCGCUCCACGAUGCUCUGCCUGACGAUUUCUGGACGGGCGAAGUCACCGAAGGGUCACUGGAACACGUGAAGUGUGACGUCACUGACCUGACCUCCCUUACCCGACGGAUGAAGGGAGCGGCUGCAGUGAUUCACACGGCAUCCUACGGAGUGUCCGGGAAGGAGCAGCUGAGUCCUCAUUUCGAUGAGCAAGAGAAGGUCAACGUUGGAGGAACAAGAGCGGUUCUAAGUGCGGCGCUGGCCACGGGGGUGAGAGCGCUGGUCUACACAUCCACCUACAACGUGGUCUUCGGAGGGGAAGCAAUGCGGGCGGGGGAUGAAAGCGCGCCCAUAUUUCCUCUUCACGCCCACGCAGACCAUUAUUCCAGGACCAAAGCCAUCGCCGAGAUGUUGGUCCUGAUGGCGAACGGGCGAGCCAGCGCCUCGGGUUCCUCGCCCUCCGCCGCCGGCCCCCAGCUUCCCGUGCCUUUCAGGACCUGCUCGCUGCGGCUCAACGGCGUCAUGGGCCUGGGGGAGCGGCGCCACUCCAGGAGGGUCAUCGAAGCCUUCAGAUCCGGCCUCCUUAUUUUCACCUAUGGAAGGAAGGAUGCCAUCGUCGAUUUUGUCGGGAUACAGAACGUGGUCCAGGCGCACGUGAAGGCCAUGAUGGCUCUUCUCCGCGAGCAGACAGCGGCUCCCAGCGAAGCCUCGCCCGGUCCUCCCUCAGUGCCCUGUGACCCUCUAUCUCCUCCUUGUUCCUCCUCGAGCGUCUCCGGCCACGCCUUCUUCAUCAGCGACGGAAGGCCUGUCAACCACUUCGAGUACUUCCGGCCUUGGUUCGACGGGCUAGGCCACGCCUUCCCCGGCCUCAGCCUCCCGUUCGCCUUCAUCCUCGUCUUCGCUUACCUGCAGGAGUUCGUCUACCGCCUCGUUUACUGGAUGUUUCCCUUUCACGCCCUUCGUCACGCCCGCGGAGGCCUAUAAGUCUGGCAUUGCUCACUAUUUCAGCUGCAGAAAGGCAGAGGUGAUGUUUGGUUAUAGGCCUACGCGACCGAAUGACCAAACGCAGGCAGUGGAGUAUUAUGUCAGGAAAGGUUAUUCUAGGUCCAAUUCAAAGGGCAUUUCGACAU